CUUACAUAAAGAACUACCUUUUCCAAUUAGUUACACUUUAAUAGCUGGUUUCUUAUAUGUCAUAAGACAAAAAAAUGAUUUAAUUUUUACAAAUGCUAUUCGUAGUUUGCGAGUGACUAGAUAGUGAAAGGAGUGAUUCAAAGUAAACAGAGCAAUGAAAAAGAAAAACUGAAAAUGCUUCACAUCUCUCUCUCUCUCUCUCGCUGCAACACAAAGUUUGUGACUAUAAAAGCAUUGGCUCCAGCCCCAAACCAAACUCACCAACACUCUCUCUCUCUCUCUCUCAAACCACACAUACGCGCACAAAAUGCAGUCCACCGCGGCCGGUUUCAUCCUCCUCCUCCACCUUCUCUGCUUCGUUCCUUCAUUCAAUGGAGAAAGCCCCUUCACUCCAAAAGCUUCAUUAAUCCGCUACUGGACAAAUCACAUCUCCAACACUUUCCCGCUCCCCGAAUUCCUUCUCAACAAAGCCUCUCCUCUAAGCGCCGCCCAGCACGCCGCCUUCUCCAAGCUCGUCGCCACCAAUCCCACAUCGCUCUCCCACCAACUCUCCGAUUUCUGCACAAAGGCCAAACUCAUGUGUGCCCACGCCUCGUCAUCCCCAAGCCUCGACAAAAACCCCAACGACGUCAAUUUCACAUCCUACACCGACAACAAAAACUUCACCAACUACGGCACCGACAAACUCGGCGGUCUUGACUCCUUCCAAAAGUACUCGGAAAACGUCAACAUCCUCGUCGACAACUUCCGCCGCUACAGCCGCAACUCCGUAGGCCACAACGAAGGAUUCGACAGCUACGCGGCCGACGGCAACGUGGCCGAACAGAGAUUCAACACCUACGGCGCCUCGGCCACCGCCGGCCAGGGGCAAUUCAGUAAUUACAACAACAGAGUCAACGUGCCGCACACCGUCUUCACUUCGUACACCGACCAAGGCAACGCCCGCGCGCAGUCCUUCGUCACCUACGCCGCCGACGCCAAUUCCGGCAACAUCGGGUUUUCUAAUUACGGAAAGAACGGAAACAGCGCCGCCUCUGCCUUCUCCGCCUACGGAAAAGACUCCAAUGUCUUGGGCUCUACCUUUUCCAAUUACGGAAACAACGGAAAUGCUGCUGUCGACAACUUCACGUCCUACGGCGACGGAACGAACAACCCGCAGAACGUGUUCAGCAAUUACGGAGAACAUGGCAAUGCGGCCACUGAGAGUUUUGCCAGUUACAGAGACCAGGCGAACGUCGGGGGCGACAACUUCAUCUUCUACGCAAAGGACUCGAACGCGGCGCGCGUCGUCUUCCGCAACUACGGCAACUCCUUGAACCAAGGGACCGACAAAUUCGACGCCUACGGAGAGGAAUCCAAGACCGGAUUCGAGUCCUACGGCACCAACAACACCUUCGCGCGCUACUCGUCCGACAACAACGCUACGAAAUUCACCACUUACAGAAACGCCACCUCAUCGACGAUUUCGAACAAGUGGUCGGUGGAGGAGGGGAAGUUUUUCAGGGAGGCGAAAUUGAGAGAAGGCACCGUAAUGCGUAUGCCGGACAUAAAGGACAAAAUGCCGAAAAGGUCGUUUUUGCCCCGCACCAUAGCUUCCAAGCUGCCCUUCUCGACCUCCAGAGUCGAGGAGUUGAAGACGAUCUUCCACGCGGCCGACGACAACUCGUCCAGCGUGGCGAAAAUGGUGACCGACGCGUUGACCGAGUGCGAGCGGGCCCCGAGCCGCGGGGAGACCAAGCGCUGCGUGACUUCAAUCGAGGACAUGAUCGACUUUGCGACUUCUGUUCUGGGGAGGAACGUGGCUGUGCGGACUACAGAGAACACACGAGGAUCCAACGGUAGUAUUUUGAUCGGCGAGGUCACGGGGAUCAACGGUGGGGAUGUGACCAAGUCCGUGUCGUGUCAUCAGAGUCUCUUCCCUUACUUGAUCUACUAUUGUCACUCGGUCCCAAAAGUCCGGGUAUACGUGGCGGAUAUUAAGGACCCGAAUACCAAAGCGAAAAUAAACAACGGUGUUGCCAUUUGUCACCUGGAUACUUCGGAUUGGAGCCCGGGCCAUGGGGCUUUUCGUGCGCUGGGCCAGAGUCCUGGGAAGAUCGAGGUUUGCCAUUGGAUUUUCGAGAAUGAUAUGACAUGGACCACUGCGGAUUGACGGGUAGGAUAACGGGUCGGGUUCAACUGUUGAACCAGCUGUGUUAGGUGAACCAGUGGUUUGACCUUUGUUAUUGAUAUUAUUAUUAGUUAAUUAUUAGCUUAAGCCCUAGUUAUUUUUCAAUUUUUGAGUGGUUGAUUGAUAAUUAGUAUAUUGCUGUUAAUGGAGACAUCUUCUUUAAAUGUCAAUAGUCAUGAUGACCACAGCUAAUCAUCUACUGUCACCUUUCACUGCCCACAUUUGCUUUAUUAUUUUAUUAAUUAUUAUUAUUAGUAGUAGUUGUUGUUUUAUA
Striga asiatica is the source of this 2444-nucleotide messenger RNA. NCBI's taxonomy places the organism in Eukaryota, Viridiplantae, Streptophyta, Magnoliopsida, Lamiales, Orobanchaceae. The record is from the annotation of a GenBank genome assembly.